Molecule: messenger RNA, 584 nt
Organism: Lactuca virosa
Lineage: Eukaryota; Viridiplantae; Streptophyta; Magnoliopsida; Asterales; Asteraceae
Source: the annotation of a GenBank genome assembly
AUGUUCGGAUGGACAGGGCCGUCGUCUACUCUCGUCCUCCGGUGCUCCUGCGGUCCGACGCUAACCCACCUCCAUCCUCGAUUCCUCCAUGAGUUAUGGAUAAUGAAGAUAUCACUGUUGACAAUAAUGUGGAGGGUGACAAUGAAGAAAGUGAAAGUGAUGAUUCAGUUAAAGAAGUUGCAGCACCAAAUGACUCUCAAGGAGUUGAAACCUGAUGUGGUUGAAGCUUUGGUUUGUACUAGGGAUUGGUUGUUUGGAGAAAAAGAUGAUUUGAAUGUGGCUGUUGACAACCUAACCCAAAAUGUAAUGAAUUUGAACAUCAACGAAGACAAUACGGAGGCUACAAAUUCCAAACGUACUUUAGGCUGUCAUUUGGUUAUCUUGAAGAAGUCGAUGUUGGAGGAAGAAAUGGAAAUUGUAGCAUGAACAAACUAUCGCAUUUGAUUUUUGGAUAUGUUUGAACAAUUACACUUUGCAUGGAUGUGUUGAUUUUCAAUUUUAUAACUUUAUGUUUAUGACUUUAUGUUGAAUGUUUAAGACUUUAUAACUUCAUUUUAUUUGUAUUUUUCAAUUUCAUUUUAAAA